Dimorphilus gyrociliatus is the source of this 5245-nucleotide messenger RNA. The record is from the annotation of a GenBank genome assembly. NCBI's taxonomy places the organism in Eukaryota, Metazoa, Annelida, Polychaeta, Dinophilidae.
UAUUCAUUUCCAUUAUACUCUUUAUUAACCAUAUAAAACGAAACCAAGGAGCUGCACUUCUCUAAAUAUAGAGAAGAAAUCGUGCCUUGUUCAUUCGCUGCUAAUACAAGGAACGAUUAUGAACGAGGACGAAGUAGUCGAAGAGUAUAAACAAUUUCAUUUAGACCGAUUAAAAAGUCUGAGAAAGUUAUCCUACGUCAAGGAAAGUAAACGCUGUUCGCUAAAAGAGUUAAGCACUCCUGUAGUCAUUAGAGAAAAAGGUGAAAAUACAGAACAUGUCUGUAAUGAUGGAAGAUAUUUUUGGGAACGUUUUCGAGAGGCUGAAUUUCAAACAUGUCGUAUUAUUGGUAGAGGAGGAGUUGGAAAAAGUUUUCAUUUGGACAAGUUAUUAAAUUAUUGGUGUUGUGAUGAGAAUCUUUCAAAAGAUUUUUUACCUUUAAAAUUGGUUGUGAAAAAGGUCAGGAGACAAACAGAUCAAAUAGAAGCUUGUAUAAUAGAACAAAACUUUUACCAAGAUUCUAGAGUACAAAGCAGUGAUCUGGCGAAACUUUUAAAUAACGAAGGUAGAAGAAAGAUUAUUCUAUUCGUCGAUGAUUCAGAAGAAAAUAUACUAUUACAUAACAGCACGAUUAAACCAUUGGUUACGAAUCAAUACGCUGAAAAUAAGUUGGUGGUAUGGUCCAGAGAAGAAGCGGGAGAAAAUUGCCCUUCAAUAUAUGAAAUUAUCGGCUUUCAUUGGUCCCACUUGGAAGAAUAUUUUAAUAAAUUUCUUAAACAUGAGCAAAAAAAACCAAACCAACUUAGAUGCAUGAUCUUGAAUGAGAGCGCUGGCAUGAAAUUAUUUAUGGAAGUAACUAGGAGUAGAGAAUUUCGUAAUAUCGCCUAUUUAACACCUUUAAUAGCGCAGCUUUUCGUAAUUCUUUAUCAGAAUAAUAGAGAUAUUAGUCAGAUUGAAAUAGAGUAUGAUCUCUUUUAUGAAAUUGUUAAACUUUUAAAAGACGAUCAUAUUAUUACUGAUAUAUCUGAGAGACAAUUGCAAGAGAUUGCAUAUUGUAGUAUAUUCAAUAAUAAGAUGUAUGUAACAAGUCCAACGGAAAAUAAAUUUCCCCAUCUUAUGGAUAAAAUAUUUGAAAAUAGUGAAAGCGUUACAUGGGGAUUCUGUCAUGCAAAGUUUGAAGAAUAUUUUGCCGCAAACUAUUGCCUACGUCAAGCUAAAGAUGCUAGAACAAAUGACUUGUUAAGAACCCAGGUAAAGGCAAAUCGAAUAAAAAGUGUCUUAAACUUUAUACAGAAGAAGGAUGAAGAAAGAUUAAUUAACAUGUGUCUUAGAGAACCAAAAUAUCUUGACUAUGUAGAUGAAAAUAUCCCAGAUAAAAUACCGUUAAAUAUCGAAGAGCGUAGUCUGAAAAAUUAUUCUCUAUCGAAUUUCGCUCUUCAUGUUUCAUUAUCAAAAGAAGAUAUUAUCACUAAAAUUGAAUUUGAAAAUGUUAAUUUCUCAAUGAAGGAAUUACUUUCGAAAGUAAAAUCUCUUCCAAAUUUAAAAGUAUUGAAAAUACGUGGAGGCCAGAGUGAAUCAACAUUGUUGAAUGAACUAUUAGCAGCAGUUAAAAAUUGUAAAUUAAAUACUUUGGUGAUUGGUGAUAUACCGAUUAAACUUGAAUCAUCUGUUGAAAAAAUCACUUUGAAAUUGAAAACGAUUUCCUUUACAAACUGUAAGUUGGGUUAUAACGAAAUUUUAGAGAUUAGCCGUAUUGUGGAAAGUUCCACACCUAUAAAGAAGCUAAGUUUGGCGCAUAAUAACCUUAGAGGUUACGGAAUCAAGCAAGUAUUGGAGUCACUAAAGAAAACGCUAUGUUUCUCUGAAUUUGCCAUUAAUGAUAUAAAUUUGUCUACUUGCAGUAUCAUAAAUGAAGAUGUGCCUCUCUUAGCCAGGCUUUUAUUCUUUCUACCAGAUCUGCACUAUUUGGAUAUUUCAAACAAUAAGAUUGGAGAUGAUGGAGCGAGAAUGAUGCUAAAUUCGAUUAGUGAUUGUAAUCUAAGUGAACUGAAGCUGCAGAACUGUUCGAUUAGUUUUCUGAAGUUUGAUUUCUCACAUAAGAUUUGCAAAGAGUUAACAUUGAUAGAUAUAUCGAAUAAUGAGCUACUUGACAAAUCAAAUAGACUAGAGAUUUGUGAUCAGUUAUCAAAUUUGAUAAAAUUAUCAAAUCUUAGUAUUGGUAAUUGUGGUUUUGAAAUGGUUGAAAUUAAAGUAAUAUUUACUCAAAAUAAAGGUUUAGGUUCUCAUUCGCUUAAAUCGGCUGAUUUUUCUGGAAUUGAUUUUAGUGGGGAUGAUGGUUCUAACUUUUUAGAGAGAUUUACAAAUUUAAAAAGUCUAAUUCUGGCGAAUUGUAACUUAAAUUCUAUUGAAAGUAUUUUAAGGAGAUUAAGUCAACUGGAAACUUUGGAUAUAAGCUAUAACCCAUUGAAUAUAGAAGAUUUAAAUCCUUCAAAUAUUAAAAAACUAUAUUUCAAUAACUCUUUAAGGAUAAAACAUCAUGACAUGACUCCAAAUCUAAAUCUGAUAAAUCUUCUAAGAGUCAUUGAAUUUUCAAAUAUUUCAAUUGAUAACGAAAGUUUCUUCUCACUAAUCGGAACGAAUGAGGCAAUUGAACAAUUGGAUAUAUCUAAUUGUUUUACGAAUUGUAUUACUUUGGAGGAAAUAAAGAAUUUGUUAACUCAUUUCAAUGGCUUAAAAGUAUUGAAUAUAUCGAGAAAUACAUUGACAAGUGAACAAAUUUCUAAUAUUUUAACAAACAUAUUUCCGCAAUAUGGUACAAAACUCGAAGAAUUGUACAUUUUCCAGACUGGUUUAAGAAAAAAACACUUUAUUCCUCUUGCUAAAUGCAUUCAUAAUCUCAAAUAUCUUCGUAAAUUGAACUCAACGAAUGGUAGGGAUAAUAUGUGUUAUCAAGAGAGUUUUAAAAAAUUUGAAUUUAUUCAACAUAUUAAAGAAAUUGAUGAAGAGAUAUUUAGUUUAUAUAAAUUCAAUAGUAUUUAUAAUUUACUUGAACUAGUUAUCAAUAAUAAAUUCUUGGGUUUACGGAAGAAAAGUGUUUGCUCCAGAUUUUUACCCCACUUUUUAGAAACUAUCAAAGAGAAUAAUAUGGAAAUUUGCUCUCUUUUCAUUCUUGAUAUGCCCAUCAAUACAGAAUGUAUGAAUCUGUUAAGACAGAUAAAGUACUCGGAAGAUUUCCCUCUAACUCUGAAACUAUCGAAUACGUCUUUUGAGGAUAGUAAUGCUGCUGGCUUUUUUAAUAAAUACUUUAAAAAAGCAGUUAAAGUUGAUCUAUCGAGUGUUCAACAGCCAAUAGAACAUUGUGAAGAACAACCAAUGGAAAAUUAUGAAGAUCAGGAAUUUUAUUAUGGUUCUAUAAAGCAACUUUCUAUUGAUCAUAUGAAAUCUGGAACAUUCUUUAUAACGUUCCCGACUUUAAUUGCUCAGAAUAUCAAUUUGACAAGCUUAAUUCUCACUAAUAUUUCCAUCUCGAUGCAAAUAAUUCAAAGUAUGAAACGAUGUAGUAAUUUGGUAAUACUCUCAUUCUUUAUGAGUACGUUUAAAGAUAAUUCGGAAUCACUCUUGGAAGAUGUUCUAAAUAAUAAUCCGAAUUUAAAUCUUAUUGACUUUGGAAAAUCAGACUUAAAACACGAAACACUUUUUCGAAUCUUCAAAAAUUGUAAAUUUAACAAUUUAGAGCAGAUAGGCUUCGGAGAACUACACAUUAACGAAUGUAGUAAUUUUGUUAAUUUUAUAUCUAAUCAUUCAGAACUAAAAGUUCUGGAUUUGGCUAAAUGUAAUAUUGGUAAUCAAACUCUUUAUGAAAUAGCUUCUGAAUUAGUUCGUAAUGAGACAAAAACUUUAAGAAAGCUACUCUUAAAGGGUAAUGAUUUUGACUAUAAUCUAUCAAGUGUCUUUUGUCAACAAGUCUUAGAAAAUCAACACAAAUUGCAUACGUUUUCCAUCAGUUCCAACGACAUUGGAACACGUACCGGAGUGGAAAUUCUAAGAACUUUGAAUGAGAAUUGUCCCAAACUGUAUGCCCUAUGUAUAAAGAAUUGUAACAUGAACUGCGAAGCUGUUGAGAGCCUAAGCGAUAUUAUUGAAAAAAUGACCAAUUUAAAAAUACUUCGUAUUGGAGAAAAUAAAUUUGGUUGUUUAGGUUCAGAAAGAAUUUUAAGGGCCAUUGCAAAAAGAAAGAACAAUAGCUUUUUAGAGUUGAACAUAGAGAAGAUAGGAUUGGUCACGAAUGAUAUAAAUUUGUUGGGGAACACGUUGAGUUGUCAUACAAAUUUUACUAUAUUAGAAAUCGAUAACAAUAAAUUGGGCAACAGUGUUGGCAAGAAGCUCUUUCUUUCAAUAGAAAAACGCUUAAAUAAUCUAAAAAAACUAAGUUUAAGGGAAUGUGGCUUUACUAAUGAGAUAGAGCGUCACAUUUUAAAAGGACUUGAAAAUCUCCAAAAGCUCCAACAAUUCAUAUUCAGUGGUAAUCAAAUAGGAAAGUCUGGAAAAGAAAUCCUCUCUAAACUAAAAAUCUGUUGUCAAAAUAUUGAAUAUAUUGAAAUGGAUGAUUGCAAUUUGCACAAUUCAAUAUGUUCAGACCUAGUAAAAAUAGCAAUCUAUACAAGGAGACUAAUAAGUAUAAGUUUGUUACGUAAUGAAGAUUUAGUUAAUAUACCUAUAAAGAUGUGGCACGACAUAAAGAAAUGUAUGGAUAGGAAGAAAAUUAUCCUAUUAUACUUGAAAAUUGAAGAAAACGAAACUUCUGACGUUAGACAGGAAGUAAUGGCACAAAUGGAACAAGCCAAAAAAUUGAGAAAUGUAUAUAAAAAUUGCAGACUAGAAUAUCCCAUGUUUCACUAACGAGAUAAAUAGUUUUGUCCCUUUCUCCAUAGUUUAGUUCCUUUUGUUGAAGAUCGGUUCUUCUACGAUUACGAACUAUGUAUAUUUACUGUCGGUAACCGUAUCAAACGGUUGCUGUAUUCUAAUGACCAAAGCUAAUAAUUAUCACGUGUGGAUACACGUGAUUACGUAACUACGAGAUUAUGUCUCGUCGUAUGACACAUGAGACUUGAUACUUAUGUAUAUAUAUAUAUAUAUAUGUCUGACCACCACAACAACACCUACUGAUCGCGAUCAGGUUCUCAAACACCUUUAAUGUUAUUUAAUAAACUAGGCUUUGUAAACUAACAUUCUAUACAGUUAUGAAUA